Messenger RNA from Ilex paraguariensis (yerba mate), 492 nucleotides. NCBI's taxonomy places the organism in Eukaryota, Viridiplantae, Streptophyta, Magnoliopsida, Aquifoliales, Aquifoliaceae. The record is from the annotation of a GenBank genome assembly.
AUGUCCAGGCAAAGGCGAAGUUCAAUGGAUUUUGAGUCAAAACCAGCUGCAUCCAAGUCUGCCAGUUUUAAUUACAGGAGUCUUACUAAAUCCUCACUUAGUGGUGAAAGAACCUUCGGCGCGAGGGGUGCUAGUUCAAGCAGGCCAAGUAAAACAAGCUUGAAGCCCAAAGUUACAACUGGUGAGGAGAAUGGUUUGAAAACUAAGGAUAACAAUCAAAUGAAGGAGGUUGAAAAGAAGAGACCCCAAGUCACUACGAAGCUGAUCGAUGAAACGCAGGUCCCAGAAAUGAAUUCCAGUUCUUCUUCACUUGGCAAACUCCAUAAGACUGUGCCCAAGUCUGAAAGCAGAAAAACUAAAGAGAAGGAUGGAAAGGUUCCAAAGACAGUAAGUAGCAAAAUGAAGGAGAAAGUAAGCAGGCUGUUCAAAACUACUCGAAACUCUGUUAGCACUCCGAAAGAGAUGGUUAAAGGGGUCAUUUCAAGUGCAUGA